Plectropomus leopardus (leopard coralgrouper) is the source of this 2933-nucleotide messenger RNA. Its product is annotated as hexokinase HKDC1-like. The record is from RefSeq and is a predicted model, not a curated record. Gene Ontology annotation, cellular component: mitochondrion; cytosol. NCBI's taxonomy places the organism in Eukaryota, Metazoa, Chordata, Actinopteri, Perciformes, Serranidae. Gene Ontology annotation, molecular function: glucokinase activity; D-glucose binding; ATP binding. Gene Ontology annotation, biological process: glucose metabolic process; glucose 6-phosphate metabolic process; intracellular glucose homeostasis.
ACCAACAUUUGUGUGCAGUUGUAUCGGGCACUGACAGGAACAUUAACAAACCAGCUGGCAGAGUUUCUUGGUGGUGUGUGUUGUACAUCAAGAUGUUUGCCGUUCACCUUUUUUCUUUCUUCUUCUCCAAACUCCAGGAGGACCCCACAAAGAAGGUGGACAGGUUUCUGUACGCCAUGCGCCUCCAUGACGACCAGUUAAGUGACAUCUCAGCCCGUUUCCAGGCUGAGAUGAAGAAGGGGCUUUCAGCAGAAAGCAACGCUGCAGCAGCUGUGAAGAUGCUGCCAACACAUGUCCGCUCCACUCCUGAUGGAUCAGAGAAAGGACAGUUCCUGGUGUUGGAUCUCGGAGGCUCCAGGUUUAAGGUGCUCCAAGUUAAAGUGAGAGAGGGCAUGGGGAUCAGGAGGGGAGGAGUGGAGAUGGAGGAGAAGACCUACCCGAUACCUAAGGAGCUACUCAUUGGGAGAGGCACUGAGCUAUUUGACCACGUGUCAGAGUCUCUGAAGGACUUCAUGCAUGAGAAGAACAUCAGUAUGGAGAAGAAACAUCCUCUGGCCUUUACUUUUUCCUUCCCCUGUGAACAGUCCGCCUUAAAUCAGGGAUCAUUGUUAAACUGGAGUAAAAACUACCGGCCUCGAGGCCUUCUGGGUAAAGAUGUGGUGCAGACCCUCAGAGGGGCUAUUGACAGGACUGGGGGUAUGGACAUAGAGCUGUUGGCCAUGGUCAACGACACUGUUGCAACCAUGAUGACCUGCGGCUUUGAUGAUCAGUACUGUGAAGUAGGACUCAUCAUUGGUACUGGCACCAAUGCGUGCUACAUGGAGGAGCUGCGUCACGUUGACCUGGUGGUGGGAGACGAGGGCAGGAUGUGUGUGAACACUGAGUGGGGAGGCUUCGGAGACGACGGGGCUCUGAAAGAUUACAUCACUGAGUUUGACAAGGAAGUGGACGCAGCCUCCAGCAACCCUGGGAAACAAAUCUUUGAGAAGAUGGUCAGUGGGAUGUAUCUGGGUGAGUUAGUGAGGCUUGUUGUUUUAAAGAUGGCUAAACUGGGGUUGCUGUUUGAAGGACGGGUGUCUGAAGCCCUGAAGACUAAAGGGAAGAUAACCACUGCACAUGUAGCAGCCAUGGAGCAGUACAAAAACGGUCUGAACAACACCAAAAACAUUCUCACAGAUCUUGAUUUGAACCCAACAUUUGACGACUGUGUUGCUGUUCAGCAUGUCAGCACCAUAGUGUCCUUCAGGUCCUCAAAUCUGGUGGCUGCAGGACUGGCUGCCAUCUUGACUCGAAUCAAGCAAAACCGCAAUUUGAGGACAUUUAGGAUCACUGUAGGUGUGGAUGGAACUUUGUACAAGACGCAUCCACAGUAUCCUAAACGUCUCCACAAAGUAGUGCGGCGGCUGCUUCCUGAGUGUCAGGUCAGGUUUGUCCUCUCAGACAGAGGCAGCAGCAAAGGAGCUGCCCUGGUGACAGCAGUCGCCCAACGACUGGCAUCACGGAGGCAACAGGUUGAUGAGACGCUGUCUCCCUUCAGACUGACUGCAGAGCAGCUGCAGCUGGUGAAGAGCAGGAUGCGUGCCGGGCUGGAAGCAGGGCUGAAAAGUAAAGGCUCCUCUGCUAUCAAGAUGCUGCCUUCUUUUGUGUACCGUACACCUGACGGCACAGAGCAUGGAAAGUACCUUGCCUUGGAUCUGGGUGGAACAAAUUUCAGAGCGUUGCUGGUGAACUUUAAAAAAGGUCUGCAUCAGAACACACGACUUUACCACAAGAUCUACACCAUACCACUGGAGAUAAUGCAGGGGACCGGAGAGGAGUUGUUUGAUCAUAUAGCGCAGUGUGUCAGUGACUUCCUGGACUACAUGGGGAUGAAGAACGCUCAUCUUCCCGCCGGCUUCACCUUCUCUUUCCCCUGUGAGCAGACAGCCAUCGACACGGGCACGCUGGUGAGCUGGACCAAAGGCUUUAAGGCCACAGACUGUGAGGGACAUGAUGUUGUCGGCAUGCUGAGGGAUGCCAUCAAGAGGCGCAACGAGUUUGACUUGGACAUAGUGGCGGUAGUGAAUGACACAGUGGGGACCAUGAUGAGCUGCGCCUAUGAAGACCCCCAGUGUGAAAUUGGACUGAUUGCUGGAACUGGCACUAAUGUUUGUUACAUGGAGGAACUCAAGAACAUUGAGAAGACAGGACAAAAGACAGGGAAACAUGAGAGAGAAGAGAGGACGCCUGAAGGAGAGGAUAAGGAUGACGGGACAGAAAGAGAGAGAAAGGAGGGGGACGCUGAGAUACCAAGGAUGUGUAUAAACACAGAGUGGGGGGGUCUGGGUGAUGACCGCUCUCUGGAUGACAUCAUCACACCUUAUGACAUUGAGGUCGACCAAAACUCACUAAAUCCUGGAAAACAAAGGUUUGAAAAGCUGACCAGUGGGAUGUAUUUGGGAGAAGUUGUCCGUCAAGUAUUACUGGAUUUAACCAGUGGAGGUUUGCUGUUCAGAGGACACGUCACUGAAGCUUUAAAAACAUCUGGAAUAUUCCAAACCCAAUACCUGUCACAAAUCGAGAGUGACCGCCUGGCUCUACUGCAGGUCAGAUCUGUUCUCCAACAGCUGGGACUCGACAGCACCUGCGAUGACAGCAUCAUUGUCAAAGAGGUAUGCGGCACAGUGUCACGUCGUGCAGCUCAGCUGUGUGGGGCAGGAAUGGCGGCCGUGGUUGAUAAGAUCAGAGAGAACCGAGGACUGGACCAUUUGAACAUCACUGUAGGGGUGGAUGGUGCACUCUACAAACUUCAUCCACAUUUCUCUCGAGUCCUCCAAGAGACUGCCAGAGUUUUGGCUCCUCAGUGUAACGUGACCUUCUUGCCAUCAGAGGAAGGCAGCGGGAAGGGUGCCGCCCUCAUCACAGCUGUGGCCAAACAGAAACGGGACAUGUAA